This is a messenger RNA of Aspergillus melleus, 1014 nucleotides long. RefSeq lists its product as uncharacterized. Lineage: Eukaryota; Fungi; Ascomycota; Eurotiomycetes; Eurotiales; Aspergillaceae. The transcript has a single exon. Gene Ontology annotation, molecular function: hydrolase activity, hydrolyzing O-glycosyl compounds. The record is from RefSeq and is a predicted model, not a curated record. Bases 1 to 1014 code for a protein of 337 amino acids. Gene Ontology annotation, biological process: carbohydrate metabolic process.
AUGAUAUUGGCGGAUUCGAAGGUAUGUUUCCCUCGCGUCCUUGAGUCCCUUUGUCCGAAACAGAGCAGCAAGGCUGAUUUGCCCCCUUCAGGACCUCAACCCUCUCCCGAGCUCCUUCUCCGAUGGAUUCAAUUGGGGAUCUACUCGCCACGAUUCGCCAUCAACUGUUUCAAGACCUCCCCAGGUAACAGCUCUGUAGGAGAUGUCAUCGAGCCAUGGAUGUAUCCCGAGAUCACGCCGCUGGUUCGGGAUACGAUCAAGCGCAGAUACGAGAUCCUGCCAUACAUCUACUCGCUUGGCCUAGAAAGUCAUCUCACAGCAUCACCACCCCAGCGCUGGGUCGGCUGGGGCUACGAAACGGAUCCCGAAGUUUGGACAAAGCCUCUCAAGUCGGGCGAAGAGCAGUACUGGUUCGGCGACACCAUUCUCGUCGGGGGCGUAUAUGAGCCCGGCGUCAGCGUUGGCAAGGUAUAUCUACCCCGAAAGGCAAACACCCAGUUCGACUAUGGAUAUGUGAACAUGAACGCGCCAUACACAUAUUUCGCUUCAGGCCAAUGGGUCGAGGUGCCUUCCGAGUGGAAGACGAGUAUUCCGCUGCUCGCCAAAAUCGGCGGCGCAAUUCCUGUCGGCAAGUCCGUCCACACGAGAGUGCCAGGUGAUGAGACCGCGGCCUCAUUGGCAGUGGAAGAGUUGGACGACUACCGAGGAGUGGAAAUCUUCCCACCUCGGGGCAGUUCCCACAAUAACGCCUUCUCUACUACCUGGUUUGAAGAUGAUGGAAUUUCGGUUGAUGCGACCAUCUCACGGUACACGAUCAACUAUAGCUCAACAGAGGACAGAGUCAUCGUCGGGUUCUCUCGGGAUGAGCACAAGGGAUUUGUCCCUGCAUGGAAGAAUUUGGAUAUCAUCCUGCACAACGGUGAUGAGAGACGCGUUGUUUCUGACUCUGGAAAGACAGUCGAGUACAAGGGUACUGACAAACGUGGCCGCAACGUGUACACCGUCAAAACCUAA